AUGUUUAAUUUUUUAAAAACCAACAUUGACUUAUCACUUUUGGAACAAAUUUGUUUAAGAUGUAUGUUAACUAUUGAACGUUUGAACAAAAUUUUAGAUGACUUUGCAAAUCGUGAGAAGAAUGAACAAUUGAUUACCUUGGAAAUUGAGACUUUUAUCAAGGAAAAAAUUUCGUGUAAUGACCGGGCUAUAAAAUACUGGCAACAACGAUAUGAUGAAGAAAUGCAAAUGUAUAAGACAAAAAAUGGAACUUUAGAGGAAGGUCUUAAAGCAAAGCAAGAAACUCUAAAGCAAUUAGAGACUACGUAUGCAGACAGACAAGCUUUUAUUGACAAAUAUCUUAAAGAAAAGGAACUGAAUCGCAUUCAAAGAGAACGUGAAGAAUAUAAACAAAAAUGUAUAAUUAAAAUUCAAUCCUGGUGGCGUGGGACAAUGGUGAGGAAAAAAUUGGGUCCUUACCGGUUAGAUGAUAAAAAGAAAAAACGUCCAAAUAAACCCAAAAAGUAAAA
Chelonus insularis is the source of this 509-nucleotide messenger RNA. Its product is annotated as dynein regulatory complex protein 9. Gene Ontology annotation, molecular function: protein binding. The transcript has 3 exons. Gene Ontology annotation, cellular component: cytoplasm; motile cilium. The coding region runs from base 1 to 507 and encodes 168 amino acids. The record is from RefSeq and is a predicted model, not a curated record. Gene Ontology annotation, biological process: cilium organization. NCBI's taxonomy places the organism in Eukaryota, Metazoa, Arthropoda, Insecta, Hymenoptera, Braconidae.